Messenger RNA from Danio aesculapii, 3074 nucleotides. RefSeq names its product myotubularin related protein 8 (gene mtmr8). The transcript has 14 exons. NCBI's taxonomy places the organism in Eukaryota, Metazoa, Chordata, Actinopteri, Cypriniformes, Danionidae. Gene Ontology annotation, molecular function: phosphatidylinositol-3,5-bisphosphate phosphatase activity. The coding region runs from base 125 to 2023 and encodes 632 amino acids. The record is from RefSeq and is a predicted model, not a curated record. Gene Ontology annotation, cellular component: nuclear envelope. Gene Ontology annotation, biological process: negative regulation of autophagy; dephosphorylation.
AUGAUUGUAGUCCUCAUGUCAGGGAGGAACGCGACAACAAGUUCCUGAAACAAACAUGAUAACUCCUAAAUACCCAAACUCCGAAAGUUUAGCCUGGACAGUUGGAUGAUAAAGCGGUGAAAUCAUGGAGCACAUCAUAACACCAAAGGUGGAGAACGUGAAACUACUGAACAGGUACACUGAAAAGAAGUCAGCUCUGGGCACUCUUUACUUGACUGCGACUCAUCUUAUCUAUGUGGAACAAACCAGCAACACACGCAAAGAAACAUGGGUGCUUCAUCAUCACAUCACGUCAGUGGAGAAACUUCUGUUAACUGCGUCUGGUUGUCCACUCUUGAUCCACUGUAAAACCUUCCAGCUUCUGCAUCUGCUGUUUCAAAAAGAGAGGGAUUGUCAGGAUGUCUAUCAGUCACUUCUACGCCUUUCUCAACCUGUCAAAGAAGAGGAGCUUUAUGCCUUUCUCUAUAACCCACAUCAGAAUGAGGAAGACCGCAGAAGGGGUUGGGAGUUGAUCAGUGUGGUGAAUGACUUCAACAGGAUGGGCCUCUCCAAUGAUUAUUGGGAAAUUAGCCAUAUCAACAAAAACUUUGAGAUGUGUAGCACUUAUCCAUCUAUCCUAGGACUCCCUAAAAGUGCCAGUGUUGCUACGGUAACAGGCAGUGCCAAAUUUAGGAGCCGAGGGCGUUUGCCUGUUCUGUCUUACUAUCACAAAGAUACAAAGGCUGCGAUCUGUCGCUGCAGUCAGCCUUUGUCGGGUUUGAACUCCCGCUGUGUGGAAGACGAGCAGAUGCUUCAGGCCAUCAGCCAAGCCAAUCCAAACUCUCCUUUUAUAUAUGUAGUAGACACACGGCCCAAGUUGAACGCAAUGGCGAACCGUGCAGCUGGUAAAGGCUAUGAGAAUGAGGACAAUUACUCCAAUAUCAGGUUCCAGUUUCAGGGAAUUGAAAACAUCCAUGUCAUGAGAAGCAGCCUGCAAAAACUGCUGGAGGUUUGUUCUAUGAAGUCUCCCUCUAUGAGUGACUAUCUGACAGGACUGGAGAACUCUGGCUGGUUGAGACACAUCAAAUCUGUGAUGGAUGCAGGCGUCUUCCUCGCCAAGGCUGUGUGUGAAGAGAGAGCGAGUGUGUUAGUACACUGUUCUGAUGGUUGGGACAGAACAGCUCAGGUUUGCUCUCUGGCUUGCCUACUGCUGGAUCCAUACUACAGAACUAUUAAAGGCCUCAUGGUUUUAAUAGAGAAAGAGUGGAUUUCUUUUGGUCAUAAAUUCAGUCACAGGUGUGGCCAUCUGGACAGCGACCCAAAGGAAGUGUCCCCGGUGUUCACCCAGUUCCUGGAGUGCAUCUGGCAGCUGUCACAACAAUUCCCCUGUGUGUUUGAGUUCAACGAACAUUACCUGAUAGAAAUACAUGACCAAGUCUACGCCUGCCAGUACGGAAACUUCAUCGGCAACUGUCAGAAGGAGAGGCUUGACAUGAGGUUGCAUGAAAAAACCUUUUCCUUGUGGCCACAUCUUCUGGAAAACCAGCAUCAGUAUCGAAACCCUUUGUACCGGCGUUCAUUAGAAAGCACCAUUCUGAGACCCAGCACUUUACCACUACACUUCAAGUUCUGGUGUGGGAUGUAUAACCACUAUGACAGAGGAAUGCACCCAAGACAGUCUGUUCUAGACACGCUGCUGGCUCUCACACAGAGGCAGGUAGAAGGAGAGAGAACCAUGACGGAAUUACAGCGACAGCUGGCUGUUGCAGAUGGAGUUCUGCCUGAUCCAGCUGGACCAAUCAACACACAUGCAGACCAGAAUAACCAAAGUGAGAAGAUGCCUGCUCCUCCAGUCGUCCAAUCAAACGGAAGCUGUGCUCCUUUGAUCAAUGGCAACGUGAAGGAGGUGGGGCCAGGAGCUGAAAACUCCAAUCAGGAAGACAAGGAGGAGCCAGCUGCCAAAGAACACGGUCUGUCCUCUAAAGACAGACCUGUUUCUGUGGAAACAGAACAUUCCAAAGAGGAGGUACAGGAAUCCUCUUGAGUCGCCAUAGUGUUAGCACAUCAGAACUGAAAUGCCAAAGAACAAAUGAAAGCAUGCAUAAAGUUGUGUUCCCACAACAGAAGCCAUCUUAAUAGAAAAAAAACAAUCAUUUAAACUGCAGUGUUCCUCUGCACACCAUGUUGUGAUGGUGUACUGAGGUUUAUAUCACUGUGUGGAUUGUUUUAUCCAGUUAUAUCUGUUCUGAACAUUGUCAAAAUGUUAAAAACAUGUUUGUGGCAUGAUGAUCAAAAGCUAGGUGCUUUGAUCACAGGCAAUAAUAAUCAUCUAUGUUUUGUUUAAAUGCCAUUUGGAUCAUAUUUCAUCUUGUUUCACUGGAAAAAAACACAAAAUGUCACAGGAAAACAAAAUGUAUUGUACAUUUGAAAACCUGAAACAGAUUUAUUCAGAUGCAUAGGCGUCUGAUCAGAGAAUCAGCUUGAUAAAAAAAACACUGUUAGAAAAUGGAUCAAAUUAUUAUUAUUAUUUUUGCAUAAAGGGAAUGUUAUUGUUUUGCUUGAGAGUGCCAGUGAGCUGUUCAUUUUGAAUAAAAGGGAAUACAGCUUUUUUUUUAAUUUGAUAGACAUGGACAAUAAAUAAUUGUCAGUUUAGCGAAGCCUUUUACAUAUAUUGUUUUUCAGAACAAAAUUUUUAAUGAUGUCUACUGAACUUGUAAUAUGAGUGUAUUGCUAAUGCAUAUGGACAUAAAUGUACCAGUUUUAGGUCUAGACCAGAGUUUGAGUUCUAAUGUGAGAUGAAAAUCAAUGUGUUUAAAAUGCUUCAUUCAUGAGAAGUGUUGGUUUACAUUAUUUUUUUAUUAAACUAAAGGAAAAACUUGUUUUCUGUUGAAUAAAUGCUUAGCAAUACACAAAAGGGAAUUCUAAAAUAUGCAAUGAGAGUAACCCAUUGAAAGUAACAGACUGUGGUGAGAUACAUCUGUUGUUUUUCAAACUGUAAAGUUUUGAUUUGUGUAAUAAUUUCUACACGUAAUCAUUUUAUACACUGUUUUGAUCAUUGCACUGUUUUGUAUCUUUUUGUACACCAUUCAAUUCAA